AUGACCCCUCUGCACAAAGAAAAGAGGGUAAAGUGGUGUCGUAAAUUCAUAAGUAAAGGCGAAAGUUUCUGGAACGCUGUGGUGUUUAGCGAUGAGAAGAAGUUUAAUGGUGACGGUCCGGAUGGUUUUGCAUCUUAUUGGCACGACCUUCGCACUACAGAGCGCAUUUUUUCCAAGCGUCAAAAUGGCGGGUUUUCCGUCAUGGUUUGGGGGGCUGUUAGUCUCUAUGGUGUAUCUUCGAUGAUGUUCAUUGAUGGGAAGCAGGACUCUAAGAAGUACGUUGAUAUUUUGCGUCAUGGCUUACUGCCGUUUGCGGCCGAGGUGUUCGGAGAAGAACAACGCUGGUUUUUUCAGCAAGAUAAUGCGCCGAUACACACCUCUGGUUUUACGAGAAGCUGGCUCUCUGAGCAUUCUAUCUCUACUCUACCGUGGCCAGCGAAGUCCCCCGACGUUAACAUUAUAGGAAAUGUUUGGGGCGUGAUGGCGAGGAUGGUUUACGCCAGGGGUAAGCUCUACCAAAAUGUUGAGGAUUUGAAGGUGGCUAUUGAGGAAGCAUGGUCUACUGUAGGGUCGGGCCUUUUAUUGACGCUUUACAAGAGUCUUCCUUGUCGCAUGCAUGCCACCAACUCCUGCUACGACCCGGCCACACACAUCCACUCCUUAACCUUCCCCCACCAAAAUGGCUGCCGUCACCCGUCAGGGCCCCAUCUACUUGCGCAUGAUGCAAAAGCUAACCGCCGCGCUGCGUCCCGUCACCCUCAACCUCAUCGACGAGUCGCACCUCCACGCGGGCCACAAGGAAAGCCCUGGCCUGCCGGAAACCCAUUUCAACCUCACCGUCGUCUCGCCAGAGUUCGAGGGCAUGUCCAUGCUGCAGCGCCACCGCAAGGUCUACGCCAUCGUCGCCGACGAGAUCAACGACCGCGUCCACGCCCUCGCCCUCAAGACCCGCACCCCCACCGAGGACGCCCAGGGCCAGUGACCUCCCGCCCCGCACACGCUGCCUCAAAGGAGCGACUCGUCUCUUGCCGUCAGCGCCUCCCCCCACAUCCCGAUCGACGCAUUGCGCUCGAUGUGUGA
This is a messenger RNA of Chondrus crispus (carragheen), 1080 nucleotides long. RefSeq lists its product as hypothetical. The transcript is spliced from 3 exons. The record is from RefSeq and is a predicted model, not a curated record. NCBI's taxonomy places the organism in Eukaryota, Rhodophyta, Florideophyceae, Gigartinales, Gigartinaceae. Gene Ontology annotation, molecular function: nucleic acid binding. The coding region runs from base 1 to 1080 and encodes 359 amino acids.